Molecule: messenger RNA, 1137 nt
Organism: Entamoeba dispar SAW760
Lineage: Eukaryota; Evosea; Mastigamoebida; Endamoebidae
Product: L-asparaginase, putative
Exons: 1
Coding region: 1-1137 (378 amino acids)
Biological process (GO): amino acid metabolic process
Molecular function (GO): asparaginase activity
Source: RefSeq, a predicted model, not a curated record
AUGAAGAUUAUUUCAUGGAUUAUAUUAUUUGGAUUAUUAUUGAAUUGUAAUGGAGGUAAAAUAACAAAAAAAUAUAAGUGGUCAGAUGUUGGUAAAUGGAGUAAAAAAGCUAGUGGUAGUAAAGUAUUAAUCAUUUAUACAGGAGGGACUAUUGGUAUGUUAAAAGGAAAAAAUGGAUUAGAACCAAGAAAAGGAUAUAUGGGAGAUGUAUUAAGAGGUAUGAGUGAAAUUCAAAGUGAAACUGCAGUUACAUAUGAUAUUGUGGAAUUAGACCCAUUGUUAGAUUCAUCAAGUAUGUCACCAUCAGAUUGGACAAGAAUCGGAGAUGUAAUUAAUGCUCAUUAUAAAAAUUAUGAUGGAUUUGUUGUAUUACAUGGAACUGAUACAAUGCAAUAUACUGCAAGUGCAUUAUCCUUUAUGUUUGAAAAUUUAAGUAAAACGAUCGUUGUUACUGGCUCUCAAAUACCAAUUUCUGAACCAUAUACUGAUGCUAAAAAUAAUUUAAUUUCAUCAUUAAAAGUUGCUGCUCAUCUUAAUGUCCCUGAAGUUGUAUUAGUAUUUGGUGGAUUAUUAUUAAGAGGAAAUAGAGUAACUAAAACUUCUGCUAAUUCUUUAAGAGGUUUUUCAUCAGUAAAUUAUCCUGCAUUAGCUAAACUUGAUCUUAGAAUUGAAUUAGCUAAACCUUUUGUCCUUCAACAACCAAAAGGACCAAUGGUCUAUCAUCCUGUUAUGAGUAAAGACGUAGCUGUUUUAACAUUAUAUCCAGGAAUUACUGGAAAAACUGUUAGAAGUAUUGUUGAUUCUGGUGUUAAAGGAAUUGUUAUUCAAGCUUUUGGAGAAGGAAAUGCUCCUGAAAAUAAAGACUUUGUUUCAGCAUUACAAUAUGCUGAUCAAAAAGGAAUUGUAUUAGUAGAUACUACCCAAUGUGGUAAUGGUAAUGUUAAUAUGGAUUCUUAUGCUGCAGGUUCUGGAUUAAAAGCUGCUCAUGUUGUCAAUGGUAGAGAUAUGACUGUUUCAGCUGCAUUUACAAAAAUGGCUAAUUUGAUUGGAAGAGGACUUAAAGUGUCUCAAAUUAAAGAAUUAAUGGAAAAAGAUUUAUGUGGAGAAAUGUCAAUUCCACAAAAGGAUGAAUUAUAA